AUGUCAGACCACCAUGAGAUCGUCCAGGAGAUGCGAUCUCUCGCCUUGCUGAUUGGUGGUGACAAUGGACUUGCUCGCACUAGGUGCCUUUCGGAGCUGCAGGUUGACGUUCGGCGUGCUCGUCUGAGCAUUUCAUCCCCUCGGCCUGCUGCUUUGUUUCAGCGUGACGCCUCGAUGGAGGCCAUUCGAAACUCGCAUAUGCCUGCCCCUCGACAUUUGGCCUUCACGCUUGAUGCAGCCGUUGCCCACGCUCCCUAUCACUCUUCUGCUCGACUGGCAUUAUGCACGUGCCGUGCAACGCGGUGGCCAGGGCUGCAUGUUUGCGGUCUGCACGUUUGGCUCGAUCCGUUCAAGGGCCGCAGUUUCCUGAGGUUCUUUGUGCAACGCUCACUUGGCUAUGGUUCAUUCCGGCUCGUCGGGGCUUGGGAGCCGGACAAUAGCGGCGCCGUUGAACGCCCACUGUCGCUUGCUGCUCAGGUACAGAAGCUUCAGGAACGAGGGCCCGGGCAGCAGGCUUUGCAAAGCUUGAUACAGGCACAACCAGCAGGCAAUGAUCAUCAGAUAGAUGGGUUUGCUAGGACGCGCUCUCAGGGCGCUCUGGGGCGUUGCGGGAGGAGGGGUUCCAAGGCCAGGGCGGGCAUAAACGCAAGAGGUCAGGUGGUGUUCACAAACGAGAACGAGGCGGCCGCUUUGAUUGACGGCCUGGGCCGCGAUAUCGUCAACUGGACUGACGAAGCGAGCGCUGGUGAGGCGCCAGAGAGGCCAGAGAGGGUGUUGCGCUGGGCUCAUGCUCAUGAUGCUGAUGCUGGGGGUGUGGACGGGGAGGCAUCCAUCAACGCCUUCAAAGAGAGCUCGCGACGGGCAGCUCGCGGCGUUGCUCAGGAGGCGCGCCUUGUACUGCCGCGAGAGAAUAAUAUUAAUCGGGGCCUGUGGUGGGUCUGGGCUGGCGUUCACGUGCGCCUGGCUGUGCUGCUGCCGGCCGUGUCUGGCGGCGGAGACUUCAACUCCACCGCGCCUCUGCUGGAGCAAAUCCGCCCGCUGCCACAGCCCAGCCCCGGCGCUCUGUCGCGUCGUGUGUCUUCCGGCCCAGGCCCCAAAUCGCUGGUUAGCAUCCACAGAAUUGGAGCAACCACGCUCCCAUCAUCAUCAUCCCGCCUCCGUCACCACUGCUCUGCUCCUCCUGCGCCAGAACUCCCCCAAUUCCUAUUCACUUCACCGCCCACACCCUGCCCGGCCCCUUCACACGCUCCGCGCGGACUGCUUCCGUGUUGCCUCUGCCUCGUCGUUAGCGACAAGCCACUGCCACCCACCUGCCACCACCACCUCAACAAGCAUCAUUUGACCCGCCUCGAAACCUCACACCCGCUGGCCCUCUCCCCAACGCCACACACGACCGCACCUCCCUCCACCCUCGCCGCUCAAGCUCUAUCUACCGCCCACGACGGAUCUCCUCUCGAAGACUCGGCGCUCCUCGCACGACUUGCUGAACUACAGCCCGCCCUACUCUCGAUAGCAAUCCGCGCGCUUCGCCGGCCCCGAACGCAGACGACCUGA
Molecule: messenger RNA, 1554 nt
Organism: Lindgomyces ingoldianus
Lineage: Eukaryota; Fungi; Ascomycota; Dothideomycetes; Pleosporales; Lindgomycetaceae
Exons: 12
Coding region: 1-1554 (517 amino acids)
Source: RefSeq, a predicted model, not a curated record